AACCGAGUGGAGUUGUCUGUGUCGAGCAGCGUUCGAGUCAGCUGCGCUGCGUUGGGCGGCCUCGUCCAAAUCGUCGCGGAAGUGUAUACGAAGCAAGGAAGGUCCGUGGUUUUUUCCUUCGCGGUCUUCGCUUUUCUUCGUUGGGUAACGGUAGCUGCGCCUUGGAAUCGAAACGGCGUCUUCCUGUCACUGACGUGCCACAUCCAAGUGCCGUUCUAACACAACGUGCUUUCUUGCGCACUACAUAGGCCGACACGAACGCCAGAUGGGCUGCGUACGACGACUAGGAGACGACCAGCGGUAGCUGCGAACGGGGGCCGGAGCGAUGCUGGACGGCAGCAGUGAGGUGAACCCCAACGGGUCGUGGCUCAACAGCCGGGGCAUCUGGCUGGGCUACUGCCUGGGCCUGCUGCUGCUCCACCUGGCCAUCCUGGGCUUCCCCUUUCUCACUGUCGCCUGGGCCUGGACCCUCACCAACCUCCUGCACAACGUGGCCAUGUUCUUCUUCCUGCACACACUCAAGGGCACGCCUUGGGAGUCUGCAGACCAGGGGAAGUCUCGCUUCCUCACUCAGUGGGAACAGAUCGACGACGAAAUGCAGUUCACGGCCACAAGGAAGUUCCUGACCGUGGUCCCAGUUGUUCUGUUCUUCCUGACAAGCUUCUACACCAAAUACGACUCGGUGCACUUUGCGGUGAACUUCUGCUCACUCAUGUUCGUCCUCAUCCCCAAGCUGCCGCAGUUCCACAAGGUCCGGCUCUUCGGGAUCAACAAGUAUUGAGCGACCGACGCACCGAGAGCGCCGGGGACGUGGCAACUGCUCGGCAGUCCCCAGCCUCUACUCAGGUCCCAUUGCCCCCCGUGCGUCUGGCCGCUGAAGCGCCGUGCACUAAUUGGCUUGGGCAGCAGUCAACGAUCGCAGAGCGGCGGUGUUUGGAACUCAGUCUUCCCGUCGUUGGAAGCAUUUUUUUUUCGACUGUGCCCAAUACUUUUUGGAGUUGUGUCGUCUCACAAUAAUCUGAGUCUUGGCAGUCGUUGGAGUGAAAUCUUGUUUGUUGUUAUUACUAUGGCUUAUAGAGGUAUUAGCAGUCGGUUUUUGUCUGCACAAGGCCCAGAGUUCUUCCUAGUGUUUUAGCUUCUGAGAUGAAGUGCAAGUCAACCGCAUGUAUUUGUUGUGGUAGGAUGUGGGCUUGGCUGUAUUAUGGCUUGAAAGGUUUGUGAUAAGAAAGUGCCUUCCUAUGAUUUAAUAAAUGGGAUCAUUCUGUAUG
Messenger RNA from Ixodes scapularis (black-legged tick), 1268 nucleotides. RefSeq names its product ORM1-like protein 3 (gene ORMDL). Gene Ontology annotation, cellular component: endoplasmic reticulum membrane. The record is from RefSeq and is a predicted model, not a curated record. Gene Ontology annotation, biological process: negative regulation of ceramide biosynthetic process; ceramide metabolic process; intracellular sphingolipid homeostasis. Bases 326 to 781 code for a protein of 151 amino acids. The transcript is spliced from 5 exons. Lineage: Eukaryota; Metazoa; Arthropoda; Arachnida; Ixodida; Ixodidae.